AACCAUAUCGAACGUAUGGUUGUAACAAAUUAUGAAAACAAACUUUGCACUUUAAAGUUACAACUUUAAAGCACGUUUUCUAGAAAAAUUAUGAAUUUUUAAAAAUGAAAGUUAUAAUUCUAGCAGCGGGUUACGGCACUCGACUGCAAAAUGAUAUCGAAAACGAUCCAAGCAAAGAAUACAAGCAUUUGAUGCAUGUCCCCAAACCUCUAGUUCCAGUUGGAGGAAAAUCGUUAAUUUCAAGAUGGAUGAAAGAGAUUUCCAUUUUGAUGGGCAAGAAUAACGAUGAUAAAUGUCUGAUUAAAAUCACUAAAGUUUAUGUCGUUACAAAUCAUUUCUACAUAAAGCUAUUUUCCGUGUGGGCAAAAGAAUGGCCUGAGGUUGAAGUGUUAGAUGAUGGCACACAGACAAAUGAGACCAGAUUGGGAGCUGUUGCAGAUAUCAAUCUUUGUAUAAAUAAAUUUGAAAUAAAAGAUGAUGUGCUAAUAAUUGGAGGUGAUACAUUGUUUUACCACGACUUUGACUUAAGAAUAUUUCUUGAAGAAUUUAGUAAAAAGAAUGAAGAAGGUUUUGAUGGAGCUUUAGUUACUUGUUAUAAAUGCAAAGAUUCAGACACAAAAAGAGCAGGAAUUUUGGAAUUAGAUGCUAAUAAUCGAGUUGUUGCAUUUUUGGAAAAACCACACUCAUCAGAAACUUUGUCAAGAUGGGCUUGCCCUUGUUUUUACGUUCUCUCAAGACACACUGUGCAAUUUGUUCCUGAAUUUCUCAAAGUGAAAAAUACUGCGCCAAUGAAAGAAAAAGAUGCUCCUGGACAUUUCAUAAAAUAUUUACAAAAAAAGGUGUCAAUUUAUGCAGCGCCUUUAAAAUCUGGACGUUUUGAUAUUGGAAACUUAGAAUCGUACAUUGAAUGCAAUCGAUAUUUUACUUCAACAGAAUAUGGGUUGCACACCUAAAGGUUCCAGUUUCACGAAUUUUUUACGAGUUUUGUAUGGUGGUUCUCACUUCUCAGUUUUAUUAAAUUGUUAUCAUCAUUGUUACAUAGUUAGGUCAACAUACCUUUUAAAAUAUAAGAAUUAAAACAAA
Xenia sp. Carnegie-2017 is the source of this 1083-nucleotide messenger RNA. RefSeq lists its product as uncharacterized. The transcript has 9 exons. Bases 105 to 953 code for a protein of 282 amino acids. The record is from RefSeq and is a predicted model, not a curated record. NCBI's taxonomy places the organism in Eukaryota, Metazoa, Cnidaria, Anthozoa, Malacalcyonacea, Xeniidae. Gene Ontology annotation, biological process: biosynthetic process.